Sorex araneus (European shrew) is the source of this 3770-nucleotide messenger RNA. RefSeq names its product collectin subfamily member 12 (gene COLEC12). NCBI's taxonomy places the organism in Eukaryota, Metazoa, Chordata, Mammalia, Eulipotyphla, Soricidae. The record is from RefSeq and is a predicted model, not a curated record. Gene Ontology annotation, molecular function: signaling receptor activity. The transcript is spliced from 10 exons. The coding region runs from base 123 to 2351 and encodes 742 amino acids.
CCCGCCGGCGGCCCCGGGCCCAGAGCGCCGAGCGCCGAGCGCGGGCCGGCGGCUGCCAUGGGCGCACAGUGAGUGGCUGCGCAGCGCGGACUUCCCCGGCGGCGCCGAGCUCCUCGGUCACCAUGAAAGACGACUUCGCAGAGGAGGAGGAGGUGCAAUCCUUCGGUUAUAAGCGGUUUGGUAUUCAGGAAGGAACUCAAUGUACCAAAUGUAAAAAUAGCUGGGCACUGAAGUUUUCCAUCAUAUUAUUAUACAUUUUGUGUGCCUUAUUGACAAUCACAGUAGCCAUUUUGGGAUACAAAGUUGUAGAGAAAAUGGACAAUGUUACAGGUGGCAUGGAGACAUCGCGCCAAACCUAUGAUGACAAGCUCACAGCAGUGGAAAGUGACCUGAAAAAAUUAGGAGACCAGACUGGGAAGAAAGCUCUAAGCACCAAUUCAGAACUCUCUUCCUUCAGAUCAGACAUUCUGGAUCUUCGUCAACAACUGCAUGAGAUUACCGAAAAGACCAGCAAGAACAAAGAUACACUGGAGAAGCUACAAGCAAGUGGGGACGCACUGGUAGACAGGCAGAGUCAACUGAAAGAAACUUUGGAGAACAACUCUUUCCUCAUCACCACCGUCAACAAAACCCUCCAGGCCUAUAACGGCUAUGUCUCGAAUCUGCAACAAGAUACCAGCGUGCUGCAGGGUAACCUCCAGAGCCAGAUGUAUUCUCAUAAUGUGGUCAUUAUGAACCUCAACAACCUGAACCUGACACAGGUCCAACAGAGGAACCUCAUCUCUAAUCUGCAGCGCUCUGUGGAUGACACAAGCCAGGCUAUCCAGCGAAUUAAGAACGACUUCCAAAAUCUGCAGCAGGUUUUUCUUCAAGCCAAGAAGGACACCGAUUGGCUGAAAGAAAAAGUGCAGAGCUUGCAGACACUAGCUGCCAAUAAUUCUGCCUUGGCCAAAGCCAACAACGACACUCUAGAGGAUAUGAACAGCCAACUUAACUCAUUCACAGGUCAGAUGGACAAUAUCACCGCAGCCUCACAAGCCAACGAGCAGAACCUGAAAGACCUGCAGGAUGUACACAAGGAUGCAGAGAACAGAACAACGAUUAAGUUCAGUCAGCUGGAAGAACGUUUUCAACUCUUUGAGACAGACAUUGUGAACAUCAUUAGCAACAUCAGUUACACAGCCCACCACCUGCGGACGCUCACCAGCAACCUGAAUGAAGUCAGGACCACUUGCACAGAUACCCUGACCAAACACACGGAUGACCUGACCUCCUUGAAUAACACGUUGGCCAACAUCCGUUUGGAUUCUGUUUCUCUCAGGAUGCAACAAGAUAUGAUGAGGUCCAGGCUAGACACCGAAGUUGCCAACUUAUCGGUGAUAAUGGAAGAAAUGAAGCUGGUGGACUCCAAGCAUGGUCAGCUCAUCAAGAAUUUUACAAUACUACAAGGUCCUCCUGGUCCCCGGGGUCCCAAAGGUGACAGAGGACAGCAGGGACCCCCUGGUCCCACUGGCAACAAAGGACAAAAAGGAGAAAAGGGAGAACCAGGUCCCCCGGGCCCUGCUGGUGAGAGGGGUCCCAUUGGGCCUAUCGGACCCCCCGGAGAGCGCGGAGGAAAAGGCUCCAAAGGUCUACAGGGUCCCAAAGGCUCCCGAGGGUCCCCCGGGAAACCCGGCCCUCAGGGCCCCAGUGGGGAUCCAGGUCCUGCGGGCCCACCGGGCAAGGACGGACUUCCAGGUCCCCAGGGCCCUCCUGGUUUCCAGGGGCUGCAGGGGACUGUGGGGGAACCCGGUGUGCCUGGACCCAGAGGGCUGCCAGGCUUGCCUGGGGUGCCAGGCAUGCCAGGCCCCAAGGGCCCCCCAGGUCCCCCAGGCCCCUCAGGAGCAGCGGUGCCCCUGGCCCUGCAGAAUGAGCCAACCACAGCACCGGAAGCCAAUGGCUGCCCACCUCACUGGAAGAACUUCACAGAUAAAUGUUACUAUUUUUCGGUGGAGAAAGACAUUUUUGAUGAUGCAAAACUUUUCUGUGAAGACAAGUCUUCACAUCUCGUCUUCAUAAACACAAGAGAGGAGCAGCAAUGGAUAAAAAAACAAAUCGUCGGGAGAGAUAGCCACUGGAUUGGCCUCACAGACUCAGAACAUGAAAAUGAAUGGAAGUGGCUGGAUGGAACAUCUCCAGAAUUUAAAAAUUGGAAGGCGGGACAGCCAGAUAACUGGGGUCAUGGCCAUGGGCCUGGAGAAGACUGUGCUGGGCUGAUUUAUGCUGGGCAGUGGAAUGAUUUCCAGUGUGAAGAUGUCAAUCACUUCAUUUGUGAAAAAGACAGGGAGACAGUUCUAUCAUCUGCCAUAUAAUGAACUGAGGCAAAAACACGAACAAAUGUUUGGACAGUUCUCCAGGACAAAGGAUACUUCUUUCUGAUGCAUUACCUUUUCACCAGAUGGGGGAGGGGGGAAGAUCAAAGCACUGAAAGCCAAUUACUGAAAAAAAAAAAAUUGACAGCUGUGUUCUUUACCAUCCACCAUUACCCAAGGACUUGGGAACAAAAAUGUUGCUCAGCAUGACGUGAUUUUCCGUAUGCACAAGAACUGAACUGCAGAGAUUUCUCUCCGCCAGUAACUACACAAUUAUGCAAAUACUGCCUUCCAAAGUAUAAAAUGCUCCAGUCAGAAAAAGACUCACUGCUCGUUGAGCAAUAGCAACUUAAAACAUACACUGUGUAAACAGUCCCUUCCAUUCUAAAAUCCCAAAUGUAGGAAGAAUAUGCAGACAUACAAAUAUAUAGGCCAACUCUUAGUAAUAAUAUGAAAUAUACCUAAAGAGCUUUUAAAACUUUUGUAUUUUUGUACAAAAUAUUUGCCUUUUGCAAUUUUUUCUUUCAUUCUUCUUUCUUGUUGUUGUUAUUUUACAAUUAUAAUACAUGGAGCCAAAGAAAACAGUAAUGGUACUAAUAAAACCUCAAUGGGUUUCUGUCAAAUUUAAUUGUACCCAAAGAAGUUUUUUCAAUUGUUGAUAAAAAGAAGUAUGUGUAUGAAUAUAUAUUUAAUGUAUCAUUUUCUCAGAGAAAUCAAUCACUUGAAGUAUCUAGAAACAUCCUUGCAGUUUUUGCCAGUUUAGAUCAAGCCUGAACAUACAUGCAUGGCUCAUCCAGGUGGGUCAUACACUGUCACCAGCCAGCACUCUCACUGCGUGCCUGGCCACAUCCGUAGGAGGUGGUCGACUUGAAAUGUGCCUAUGCUUUUUUUCGGUGGAAUCAGGGAUGGGCGAGGGGUUUCUACUGGGAGGGGCAGGGCACUUGACUAUGUAGAAGGUGGCUUGAAUAUGAAUGAAUCUACUUGAUGUCAGACUCCUGCCUGCUACAUCUAAAAUUGAACCAUCAGGAAAGUAUGGUACUGCAUCAGCCAAAGGCUGAGAAAAUACAAUGGAAAAUCUGUGUUCUAUCAUGAAAGAUUAUGUUUUCUAAGUCAGAUCCCCAAAAGUAUAAUUCCAAAGCAGGGUAUAUGAUGAGAUACCAGAAUGAAUUUUUGGCUCAUAUGGUGAACUCUUACAAAGAAAGAAUUUUUCCUCUAAUCCCAUCUUUCUUUUCUUUGACCUGCCACUGAAAACUUUAGCACAAAACAUCCUAGUGAGAGGCACUAAAUAGCACCAAUGUUCAAAGACUAGAUUUCAACCCAACAGAUUUCCUCUUCUCCAUCCCGUAAAGCUUCCUGGGCAGUGCUGCUACCUAUCCCAAAUAAAAUGGUAAAAGAAUAAAGACAGAGUUUUGACUUUCA